Messenger RNA from Emys orbicularis (European pond turtle), 1854 nucleotides. RefSeq names its product olfactomedin like 2A (gene OLFML2A). Gene Ontology annotation, biological process: signal transduction. The record is from RefSeq and is a predicted model, not a curated record. Lineage: Eukaryota; Metazoa; Chordata; Testudines; Emydidae. Bases 16 to 1854 code for a protein of 612 amino acids. The transcript has 7 exons.
CAGGUGUUUGGCGACAUGGACCAAGUGCGGAUGACGUCCGAGGGCUCCGACUGCCGCUGCAAGUGCAUCCUGCGGCCUCUCAGCAAGGAUGCCUGCAGCCGCAUCAAGGAUGGCAGCAUGCGGGUGGAGGAUUUCUACACGGUGGAGACGGUGAGCUCGGGGGCCGACUGCAAGUGCUCCUGCACGGCCCCGCCCUCCUCGCUCAACCCCUGCGAGAACGAGUGGAAGAUGGAGAAGCUGAAGAAGCAGGCGCCGGAGCUCUUCAAGCUGCAGUCCAUGGUUGACCUGCUGGAGGGAACGCUGUACAGCAUGGAUUUGAUGAAGGUCCAUUCAUACAUCAAGAAAGUGGUCUCCCAGAUGAAUACGCUGGAGGAGACCAUCAAGACGAACCUGAGCAGGGAGAAUGACUUCAUGAAGGAGAGCGUCGUGCACCUGACCAACCAGAUGAAGCGCUAUGAGAACUACUCCGACAUCAUGAUCAGCAUCAAGAAAGAGAUCUCCAACCUGGGCUACCAGCUGCUGCAGAAGGACGCUGCUGCUGUCCCCGAGAGGAAGGCCCAGGACACGGCCAGGGGCAAAGGCAAGGAGGCGAGCAAGUAUCCCAGCGCCCGCAAGAGCCUGGGGGACAAGGCAGCUGUGAGAGCCCCCAAGGAGAAGCUGCCAAAAACGGAGAAGCCCAAGAAGGAGAUUCUGAGGGUCAGACUGGGCGCAUCGCAGCCCACCCCCAAGCCCAAGCCCUCUGUCCACCAGCAGACCGUGAUCCGGGGCAUCACCUACUACAAGGCUGCCAAGCAGGAGGAGGCCGAGGGCCUGGUCAGCAACCGAGAAAGCCCCGGGAAGGGGAGCCCUCGGAUGGACCGACCAGAGGAGAGGAACCCCGAGUCCUAUGCUGCUGCGGAGGCCCAGGGGAGAGUCGGCGAGCAGGCAGAGACCACCACUGCCCGCUCCACCCAGCCCCCCAGCACCACCUGGGCCCCCAGCACCACUACCCGGAGCCCACCAGUCACCGUCCUCUCCAUGGGGGACAAUGCUGAAGGCACCGAGGAGCUGGAAGCGACUAACCAAGUGAAAGAAGUGCAGUGUGAGGGCACCAUCGAGUCUGUGGAGCCACCCGUGAAGCACCACAGCUACGGGCGUAACGAGGGGGCGUGGAUGAAGGACCCCGCGGCCAGAGACGACAGGAUCUACGUCACCAAUUACUACUAUGGCAACAACCUGGUGGAGUUCAGGAGCCUCGACAACUUUAAGCAAGGUCGUUGGAGCAACCUGUACAAGCUCCCUUACAACUGGAUCGGGACCGGCCACGUGGUCUACCAGGGGGCGUUUUACUACAACCGCGCCUUCACCAAGAACAUCAUCAAGUACGACCUGAAGCAGCGCUUCGUGGCUGCCUGGGCCCUGCUUCAUGACGUGAUGUACGAGGACACCACGCCCUGGAAGUGGAGGGGCCACUCGGACAUUGACUUUGCAGUGGACGAGAGCGGACUGUGGGUCAUUUACCCCUCUGUGGACUAUGACUACUCCCAGCUGGAGGUGAUCGUCCUGAGCAAGCUGGACCCCAGCGACCUCUCCGUGAAGAAGGAGACCACCUGGAAGACAGGCCUCAAGCGCAACUCCUAUGGGAACUGCUUUAUCGUCUGUGGCAUCCUGUAUGCCGUGGAUGUGUACAACCAGAAGGAUGGGCAGAUCUCCUAUGCCUACGACACCCACACGGACACUGAGGCCAACCUCAAGCUGCCCUUCCUCAACGAGUACUCCUUCACCACGCAGAUUGACUACAACCCCAAGGAGAAGGUCCUCUAUGCCUGGGACAAUGGCCACCAAGUGACCUAUAGACUGCACUUUGUGGUCUGA